Messenger RNA from Manihot esculenta (cassava), 2815 nucleotides. RefSeq names its product beta-galactosidase 16. Gene Ontology annotation, molecular function: carbohydrate binding; beta-galactosidase activity. The coding region runs from base 80 to 2635 and encodes 851 amino acids. The record is from RefSeq and is a predicted model, not a curated record. Gene Ontology annotation, cellular component: vacuole; cell wall. The transcript has 17 exons. Lineage: Eukaryota; Viridiplantae; Streptophyta; Magnoliopsida; Malpighiales; Euphorbiaceae. Gene Ontology annotation, biological process: carbohydrate metabolic process.
UAUCACAACUAUCCUGCUCAGUCUUCACUGUGAGAUCAGUUCUCUCCUGUCUCUAUCUCAGAGCCAGCGAGAGAGUUUCAUGCAUAUAUGGUUUUUGGCCAUGGUGAGGAUUCUACUUCUGCUGGUUCUAUUAGCAGUGAUCACCACCGUUGACGGCGGAAAUGUAACUUACGAUGGUAGAUCGUUGAUCAUUGAUGGCCAACGAAAGCUUCUGUUUUCUGGUUCUAUUCAUUAUCCGCGAAGCACUCCAGAGAUGUGGCCAUCUUUGAUAGCUAAAGCUAAGGAAGGAGGCAUUGAUGUGAUAGACACGUAUGUGUUUUGGAACCUCCAUGAACCACAACCUGCUCAGUAUGAUUUCAGUGGAAGACGAGACAUUGUAAGAUUUAUCAAAGAAGUUGAAGCACAAGGCCUCUAUGUUUGCCUUAGGAUUGGACCCUUUAUUCAAGCUGAAUGGUCUUACGGAGGGUUGCCAUUCUGGCUGUAUAACAUCUCAGGCAUUGUUUAUAGAUCAGACAAUGAACCUUUCAAGUUUCAAAUGCAAAGUUUUACGACAAAAAUAGUAACUAUGAUGCAAUCAGAGAAACUAUAUGCUUCACAAGGAGGCCCCAUUAUAUUAUCACAGAUUGAAAAUGAGUAUGCAACGGUGGAGAAAGCAUAUGGUGAGAAAGGUGCAGCAUAUGUAAAAUGGGCAGCUGAAAUGGCAGUUGCACUUAACACUGGAGUCCCAUGGGUUAUGUGUAAACAAAAUGAUGCUCCUGAUCCUGUGAUAAAUACAUGCAACGGAUUGAAAUGUGGAGAGACAUUUGUGGGGCCUAAUUCGCCCAAUAAGCCUGCAAUUUGGACCGAGAAUUGGACUACUAGAUAUGUAAUAAAUGGCAUGAAUAUACGAACAAGAGCUGUGGAGGACAUUGCAUUUCAGGUUGCCUUAUUCAUCAUUGCAAAGAAUGGAAGCUUUGUCAACUACUACAUGUAUCAUGGGGGAACUAAUUUUGGAAGAACAGCCUCAGCAUUCAUUCCACCAAGCUAUUAUGAUCUAGCACCUCUUGAUGAGUAUGGGUUGAUUAGGCAGCCUAAAUGGGGUCAUCUAAAGGAUCUGCAUGCAGUAAUUAAGCUGUGUUUAAAUCCUUUACUUUCAGGAGCACAAAUGAACAUCUCUCUUGGCCAACAGCAACAGGCUUAUGUGUUUAAUGGACAAGCAGGAGAAUGUGCAGCCUUUCUUGUCAACCAUGACACAGAAAAUAAAGCUUCUGUGCUAUUCAAAAAUGCUUCAUAUGAUCUGCCUCCAAAAUCUAUAAGCAUCUUGCCUGACUGCAAAAAUGUUGCCUUCAAUACUGCCAAGGUGAGCACUCAGUACACUACAAGAAGCAUGGUAAGAAACAGGUUGCUGGAUGGUGCACAAACGUGGGGAGAAUUCCAUGAAGCUGUAAUCAAUUUUGAGGAUACCUCAAUAAAAUCAGAAAAUCUACUUGAGCAAAUGAACACUACCCAAGAUGCUUCCGAUUAUCUUUGGUACACUUUCAGGUUUCAGCAAGAGUCAUCUGAUGCAGAAGCAGUACUCAAUGUGAGAUCUCUUGGCCAUGUUCUGCAUGCAUUUGUCAAUGGUCAAGCAGUAGGAUAUGCUCAAGGAAGUUAUAAAAAUCCACAGUUCAACCUGCAGAGCACAGUAUCUUUGAUUGCAGGGAUUAACAAUGUCUCCUUGCUAAGCGUGAUGGUUGGUUUGCCGGAUUCAGGAGCAUAUAUGGAGAGAAAGGCUGCUGGACUAAGGAGAGUCAUGAUUGAAGAUAAUCAAGGAAAUAAGACCUUCACCAACUAUUCAUGGGGAUAUCAGGUAGGAUUACUGGGUGAGAAAUUACAACUUUACACAGAACAAGGCUCAAGCCAAAUCCAGUGGGGAAAUUUUUCCAGUCCUCAAAAUCCACUGACAUGGUAUAAGACAGUGUUUAAUGCACCUGCAGGAGAUGCGCCGGUUGCGCUAAACCUUGGUUCCAUGGGAAAGGGUGAGGCAUGGGUUAAUGGAAACAGCAUUGGGAGAUAUUGGCCCUCAUAUCGCUCGCCAGAUGGUUCGUCACAAAUAUGGUAUAACCACUGUACUCAUAAUGGUUGCAUUAUAAGCCGAAGUCUGCAUGUUUGGCUUGUUGAGCUACUAAUCUUACUUUGUUUUGAUUUUAGGUACAAUGUGCCUCGAUCAUUUCUCAAACCUACAAGAAACCUAUUAGUUCUGUUAGAAGAAGUAGGUGGGAAUCCUCUGCAAAUUUCAGUGGACACUGCAUCAAUCUCACAAGUAUGCAGUUAUGUGACUGCUUCUCAUCUUCCUCCUGUAUCUUCUUGGGUAGUAUAUGAACAGAAAACUAAAACAUAUAUGAAGAUUAAGCAGAGAAAGGCAGUAGUUAAAUUGGGUUGCCCUUCAAAUAGCAAGAUUUCUAAUAUUGCAUUUGCAAGCUAUGGAACUCCACUUGGUAACUGUACUGCUGCUUAUGCAGUUGGCAAUUGCCAUUCAUACUCUUCUAAAGCUAUUGUUGAAAAGGCAUGUCUAGGGAAAAUGAGAUGUUCAAUUCCUGUAACAAACAGAUAUUUUGGUGGUGAUCCAUGUUCAGCCAAUGAAAAAUCUUUGCUUGUUGUUGCAGAAUGCAGAUGACAGCAGCAAAUUUCAUAACCAUUCCAGUUGGAAUGAUUUCGGAUUAUUUGUACCCAAAGGAUAAUAGUUUUUUUGUGCAUUCAAUUUUUAAAGAAAUUAAUUUUCUGCAACACAUUAAAGAUUUUGGUUAUUCUUUGUCGGAAUCAAAUAAGAUAUUAUUCUUCAUUGAUUUUUUUAUUC